CGAAUAGCAACUUUGUUUAUGUUAUGGCUGGAUCCUUUCAAAUGGAAAUGUAUCAGAGCUAAAAAUAUUAACUAUAUAUCCUUCUUUAUAAGAGAAAGUGAUUUUCGAUAUUGUCACUACAAUGGCUUCUGCAAGAGAAGGCAGAGGCACAACUCAUGUUGGUUUUGUGUGUCAGAGAUGCUAUCAACCCUUGAAGUUGGAUCAUUCCUUGUUAUCUUUGGACGAGGAAACGAUCGCAGAGCUUACAGCUCCAUUUCCUGAAUUUGCAGCCCAGACUGAUGGUGGAGAAGACACAAAUGGGAAGUAUGACCCUUCUUCAUGUCAGACUGCUGUCAAUACAGAGGGAGAUGAUACAGUCAUAAGGAGAAUCAUUUCUCCUGUGAGACUUCAGUCACUGGAGGGUGGUUUUACUCUGAUCGGAGACUCGCAGCCAAUUAACACAGAAAACCUCAGUCACAGGCUCAAGGUCACCAGUCAGUUGUUUGAUAUAAUGUCUGGACAGUCAACUAUUGAUCACCCUUUGUGCGAGGAGUGUACAGACACCUUAUUAGACCAACUAGACCAGCAGCUUAAGAUCACAGAUGAUGAACUCAAAGAUUACAAAGUUUUUUUUGAGAAGCUCAAUGACAAACCAUCACUAGAUGGUGAGGCCUUGUCAAAGGAACUUGAAAAGCUUAGAAAGGAAGAGCAAGAACUGAUAAAGAAAUUAGAGGAAAUUGAAAUGGAAAGAAGCAAAGUGGCUGAAAAACUUGAAGCAGAGAAAGAGAGAUCUAAGCAGUUGGAGAUUGAGGAAAACAAGUAUUGGAUGGAAUACAGUGAGUAUCAAAAGGAGCUCUUGGAAUCUGAGGAUGAGCAGCAGAGUGUUGAUAAUCAGAUGAGAUAUGCUCAGGCACAGUUAGAUAAAUUAAAGAAGACAAAUGUAUUCAACAGUACUUUUCACAUAUGGCACAAAGGUCACUUUGGAACAAUCAAUAACUUCAGACUGGGUCGGCUGCCAAGUGUACCUGUUGAGUGGAGUGAAAUCAAUGCUGCUUGGGGUCAAACAGUCUUAUUAUUGCAUUCUCUAGCCCGAAAGAUGAACUUAACAUUUGAGAGAUAUCGUUUGGUUCCUUAUGGAAAUAAUUCCUAUCUAGAAUCACUGACAGACAAAUCAAAGGAUCUUCCAUUAUAUGGAUCUGGAGGAUUUAGAUUCUUCUGGGACACAAAGUUUGAUCAAGCAAUGGUUGGAUUUUUAGACUGUUUACAACAGUUUAAAGAAGCUGUUGAAAAAGUGGACAAGAGGUUUUGCCUUCCAUACAGGAUGGAAAAAGGCAAAAUCCAUGAUUCAAGUGGCAACGGCGGAGCUUUUUCCAUAAAAAUUCAGUUCAACUCCGAGGAGCAGUGGACCAAGGCGCUAAAAUUCGUGCUGACUAACUUGAAAUGGGGACUGGCGUGGGUCUCGUCCCAGUUUACUGAAAAGUGACUCAGACUAGCGGUCAGUCUGGAUAAUGCACUUCUGCAAGAAGUUUAUAAUGUACGAACACAGAAUCAGUUGACUUUGAAUAAUUGCUCUUGUAGUCUGAAGUUUGCUUUUGAAGAAAGUAAUAGAAACAAGACUCUUUAAAGAAAGAAACUUCAGAUUCUCAAGAGCACAGUGUAGAUAUUUUUGAGAGCAUUUCACAAGGCUUGAGCGAACGAUUCAAACUCUUGUAGUCAUAAUCUUAAAAAAUGAAUUCUUCUUUCUUGUGACCACGAUUCCUCUUUCUUCGACUUUCAGUUUUGAGAAUUCCACGCCUUCUUACUUAUUUCACAAAGUAUUGCUGUUGAAACCAAAAAUUAUAUGUUGAUUAACUAAUGCUUGAAAAAGAGGAAAAAACACAUUCACAUAGACAACAAAAAUCUUCCUCUUUUAAUCCUUAUGCGGAAAAACUAAAAGGAGAAGUAAAAAAAUAAACGAGACAAACAAAAUAAAAAGAAGGCAUGUUUGUCGUAUGUAUCUAUGUAGCGGUUUCUUUUAUCGACAAAAAAGGGAGUUUCUACAAAAAAGAAUAAACUAUUGUUUUACAUCUUGUUGUA
This is a messenger RNA of Pocillopora verrucosa, 2055 nucleotides long. Its product is annotated as beclin-1-like. Lineage: Eukaryota; Metazoa; Cnidaria; Anthozoa; Scleractinia; Pocilloporidae. Gene Ontology annotation, biological process: cellular response to nitrogen starvation; autophagosome assembly; late endosome to vacuole transport. The record is from RefSeq and is a predicted model, not a curated record. Gene Ontology annotation, cellular component: phagophore assembly site; phosphatidylinositol 3-kinase complex, class III, type I; phosphatidylinositol 3-kinase complex, class III, type II.